CAUCAGAGCAGGGCUGCAGACAUGCAGGCAGACAUCGUCUUCCUUGUGUGUCCUCUGAUUUUUGCAACAUUGUGGAGGGGGGUGCAGGCUGUCUCUCCUGUACCCUCAGUCCCUGACCGUGUCCAGGCUCUGGUGGGCACCUGUGUGGUUAUUCCCUGCUCCUUUACGCCUCCAGCCCCUCAUCCUAUUAGAGGGAGGAAGCAGUGGGUAGAUGUGCGGCUAAGGUUCAGAGGUGGUGGCCCUUUUUUUCCUCUUCAGAGCACCGCUUUUAACAGCCAGGACAAAGGCCAAGUGAGCAGGGAUUUCCAAGGCAGAGCAUCCCUCUUUGGCGAAAUCGCAGAUGGUGACUGCUCAGUGAAAAUCGAAAGGAUCAGGGAGGAUGACCCCCAGGUGUUUGAAAUUUCUCUGAAGACAGUGGGCGACUCACUCUGGGGGAAGCCAAGGAGCUUCAAUCUGGACCGUAUUUACACCCCUGAAGCUCCUGUCAUCAGCGGCAUCAUGUCAGCCACAGAAGGACAACUGGUCACCCUGAACUGCUCUGUCAACUACCACUGCCCCUCCAGACUGCCUGAUCUGCAGUGGAGGUGGGAGCGAGGAGCCCAGAAGAAUAUAACUGAACCUGGGGAAGUACAGACACUCUACCCAGAUCCCCACAGGAAAAUUUUACUGGCCUCUUUGACCUUUACUGUAACACACCAGGUGAAGCCCAAGCUCAGGUGUCAGGUCAUCUUCCCAGGCCCUAAAACACUAUCCACUUUGAAGGACCUACAUGUGACGUUUCCUCCAAAAGAUGUGAAGAUUCAAGUCCAGACCCUGGCAGUGAAGGAGGGGGGCAAUGCACUGCUCAUGUGCUCAUGUAAAGCUGACCCUCCAGCAACAGAGUACCACUGGUCCUAUAGUCAACAUGGCCGCACUGUGCACCUCAACCAGCGAACGCACACAGUCCGGCUGUACAACGUGACACGAGAUAUGAGGGUCCGGUGCGUAGCUCAGAACCUGAUUGGCCGAGGAGAAUCGCGACCCACAACUCUUAAUAUACAAUAUAAGCCGGCCAUCAUCCAGCUCUCCUCUACCUGUACUGUAGAGGAAUCAGAGGUGGUGUGCCAGUGUUCGGUCGACUCCAACCCUAAACCUGCAAUCACCUGGAGCGUUAAUGGGUCUGUUCCACCUCAAGAUUACAAUGUGUCUGUAACAUCAGAGCCCACUGUGCUAACGGCUAUUCUGAGAGGGCAAAUGGAAAAACCUCAGAUGGUGAUUUGCUUUGCUUUCAACGCUCUGGGAAACGACUCGCUGGUCUUGCUGCAGGGAGAAGAAGAGAUAGCAUUUUUCCUGUGGUUGGUUUUACCUGCUGUCACUGCUGUCCUGGUCAUAUUCCUCCUGGCCCUUCUUGUCUACUGCUGCAAAAAGAGAGCUAGAAAGCACAUUCUAAGAAGACAUCCCACCAUGUAUCCUGGAGGAUUGGAAAUUUAUCAGGACAGGAUGCCUCUAUAUAUAAACUGCACAGAAGUGACUCAUGUUUACACCAAUGGCAGCUACCAGCUUGUGUACCAGAACUGCACGCCUCUUUUUGUCCGCACUAAGCAGAUCCGUCCAAUGGGCAGGAGAGGUGGGGAGAGACGAAGACCUGGACCAGGUGGAAGAAUUAACCAAGAAGCUGGUCAGGAAGUCAGAGGCGUAAGAGAGGUGCAGGGUACAGCUGUGGAAGAUGCAGAGACGGGCAUCUACCUGGAAAUUCUCUGAUCACAAAGCUAAAUUACAGUUACAUUGUACAUUGGAUUAAUACUGUUCUCAGGAUAUUGCAUACAUUGUAAAUCAAUACUUGUAUAUAUGUCAUUUGCAUUUGAUAACAUUGCACUCUGAUCUGUGGUUGGUCUAUCUUUCUUCUAGUUUCUAAACUGAACAAUUUCUGCCAUCGAGUGACAGAGAUGUGCUUUGCUCUUCAAAAAAAAAAAAGAGCCAAGGGAGAUGAAAAGGUUUGAUGAAAGAGUUUUCAUCGUUUUAUCUGUGAAGCCCUUGAGGAAAAAAAGAAAACAGACCCUCAAAUCUGAUGUAGUCUGGCCAGACCACUCAGUUGCAUUUCUAAAAGCAGCUGGAGCACAAGAGUGAUCCUCAGGAAGCUUUAAAAGUUUCUCUGGAAGGACAAAGAGCUGCUCCAGCUGUGAUGAAAUUUAUAACAUUCAUUACAUCAGCAGUGACUCGGUUGUGUUAAGCAUACCUGGAAGUUUUUCUUGUGUUGGAACUUUAAUGACUUCUUUAUGGCUAUUGUUUAACUAAUUUCCCUUAGUGUUCAUCAGCUUCAUCAGCUUGAGUAUACACACACCCACACACACACACACACACACACACGGAGUUCAACAGUAAACAACAAAAAAGAAUAAUGCAGAGAAUCCUUCCUUUCAUGCUCAUCUACUCGAAAAGUCAAAUUUAUUUACAUGUUUGAUUAUGAACUUUUUUUACUUCACUUUUUUUGUAUGCAUACUGAAUCAGUGCACUUUUAUUUACACUGGUCUGUACAAAUGUUUCCUAUAUUAUAUCUUCUAGAGCUUUCUUAUCUAAUUUUAUACUUCUGUAAUUAUGUGUACAUUGCUGAUCUCCAGUUUGAUUUAUGAUGUACUCUCAAUUUAAAAACACAACCUAUUUUUGGGCUCUUUUUGUUGCUGGUGUAAUGCAUAAUUUUGCAGAUAUGGUGUUAUCGAACACUGACAGCUGAAAGGCUAAUGUACAUUCUCCCUGCUCUGAGAUCUUAA
This is a messenger RNA of Maylandia zebra (zebra mbuna), 2747 nucleotides long. RefSeq names its product myelin-associated glycoprotein (gene psg4). The record is from RefSeq and is a predicted model, not a curated record. Lineage: Eukaryota; Metazoa; Chordata; Actinopteri; Cichliformes; Cichlidae.